Aureobasidium vineae is the source of this 1431-nucleotide messenger RNA. The record is from the annotation of a GenBank genome assembly. NCBI's taxonomy places the organism in Eukaryota, Fungi, Ascomycota, Dothideomycetes, Dothideales, Saccotheciaceae.
AUGUUCUCACACGGCAACAAUAUCAGGGUUGGUGGUCCGUCGAAUCAUCAAAAAUCGUACCCGUCGUCGUUUCAAGAACACGAUGCGCUCUUUGGUUCCUACGAACACCUUCAGGACUGUCCCCAGCCCGAAGACGCUCUUCUACGGCUGCGAAAGAUAGCUUCUCUCGUUAAGCCUCUGAUGAGAAAGCGCUCUUGGAAGGUCAAAGUUCUAAGUGAAUUUCUACCUGACGAUGAGCGUCUGCUGGGUUUAAACAUCAACAAGACGCAUAGGAUCUGCGUACGUCUACGAUACACGCACAACCCCGGCACCUUCCUUCCAAUCGAACAAUGCGUCGAUACGCUUCUGCACGAGCUCUCUCAUAUUGUCUUUGGUGACCACGAUUCGAACUUCCAUGCUCUCUGGGACAAGCUGAGAGACGACCACGAAACGCUCCUGCUCAGAGGCUACACCGGCGAGGGCUUCUUGACUGGUGGCAAGAAGCUCGGUGGUGGUCCCGUGCCUCCACAACAUGAGAUGAGGCGUCUGGCGCGUGCUAAUGCAGAGCAGCGUCGUGUGCUUCAAAAGGGUUCUGGAAGGACAGUCGGAGGAAAGCGAGUAACCCCAGGGGUAGAUCUUCGCAAAGUCCUGGCAGAUGCAGCAGACCGCAGAGCAACCGUUGAUCGCGGAUGUGCAUCUGGCACUGCUCAGGCCAACAAUCUGGCAGAACAGGCUGGCAGACACACCUUCAAAACCAAGGCAGAAGAAGACGAUGCCAACAAUCGCGCCAUCGCAGAGGCAUUGUUCGAUCUCAUCGAGGAGGAAGAAGCUCAGAAAAUGAAAGGCACUUUCAGUACACCUUCACCAAGCGGUGGUCUGACAUGGUCCAAAGAACAUGGACUCGCUACAACAGGACCUAACGUGUCUGAUUCCGAUUUGCCCAGGACUGAGGAAGAACAGACGAGGUGGGCACUGCAGGAGAGUCUGAAAGAUGGCCACUCUCGAAAGCGCCCUCUAUCCAUGGACGAUGAUGUUCAAGUCCUUACCAAGCCACCACUUCCAGCCAAACCACCACUUGGCUCAGUCUCCAGAAAUGACACACCAGUCAUCGACUUGACCGAGGACGACGAUGACGAAGUCUACGCCAAAAUCCCAGACACCCAUCAACCAGCUAACCCUGGCAGCUGGGCAUGUCAAGUGUGUACUUGCAUCAACUUACAGACGCAUUUAGCUUGUGAUGCUUGUGGAGUGGAGCGUCCAGCAUUCAAGACCCCAACCAUCAAACCCAGCACUGCUGGCCGCAGAAACGACACGCGUCCCACGCCAGCGUACGCAGAGAAGAAUCAGGCCAAGAAAGAAUCACCGGGAUGGAACUGUAGGGAAUGUGGCACCUUUAUGGAGCAUACCUGGUGGUGUUGUACAUUUUGUGGUCUGAUGAAGGAUCGCUCGUGA